Molecule: messenger RNA, 1787 nt
Organism: Cannabis sativa
Lineage: Eukaryota; Viridiplantae; Streptophyta; Magnoliopsida; Rosales; Cannabaceae
Product: WAT1-related protein At2g37460-like
Exons: 7
Coding region: 442-1608 (388 amino acids)
Cellular component (GO): plasma membrane
Molecular function (GO): transmembrane transporter activity
Source: RefSeq, a predicted model, not a curated record
UAAAUAUUUGUUACUAAAAUAAAAGUCUAACAAUAUUUUAUUUUUUAUUUUAGGUUCCUGAAAAAUGUGAGUCCUAAACACGAGCUUAAACGGCCUAUAUUUAGGACCAACCCUUAUUAUAAGUGAAGUUGAGGUGCCCACCAUAUAAUAAGGGCAUUUGUUAAGUGCUCUAAACAAAUUAAUUAAGUUGAAGAACUACUCAUACAUCAACUAAUUAAAUAACAAUCAUAAUUAAUACUUGAUUAAUUAAUUAUGCAUAUCUCUCAUUAAAUCCCAAAGUGUAUAAAUACCACACGUAAUGUAUUUUUCUUUUGUCUAUAUAAACACAAGGACACACACAAGUUCAUUCUAUAAGCUAAGCUCAUCAAGUACUACUAGAUUUUUUAUAGGGAGGAAAUUAAAUCACAAUUAAGAUAUAUCAUUUGAGUAUUAUUAGUGAACAUGAUGAUGAGUAGUAGUGAUGGCAAAACUUUGUUUGAAAAAGCAAAGCCAUUUCUUGGUGUUGUGUUCUUGCAAUUCGGUUUUGCAGGAAUGGAUGUUCUCUCUAAGGCCGCGUUAAAUCAAGGAAUGAGCAACUAUGUCCUCGUUGUCUAUCGCCAUGCCGUCGCCACCAUCAUCAUUGCUCCUUUCGCAAUUUUUCUAGACAAAAAAGUAAGGCCAAAGAUGACACUUCCUAUCUUCAUCAAAUUAGUUGCUUUGAGUUUACUUGAACCAGUUAUUGACCAAAACUUGUAUUUCAUGGGAAUGAAAUACACAACAGCAACAUUUGCAGCAGCUAUGACUAAUAUUCUUCCAGCCAUAACUUUUGUUUUGGCUUGCAUACUUGGGCUAGAAAAGCUCAACAUUAAGUCAAUUCGAACACAAGCAAAGGUGGUGGGAACCGUAGCAACGGUUGCAGGGGCUAUGGUGAUGACUUUGAUGAAAGGUCCCAUCUUACAUCUCUUUUGGACUAAAGCAACAACAAGUGGCGGGCAUCACGGGCAAGGCGGCGGCGGGAUUAGCCUUGCUAAUUCUAUCAAGGGCUCACUCAUGAUCACAAUUGGGUGCUUUAGUUGGGCUUGUUUCAUGGUUUUGCAGGCAAUCACUCUGAAGACAUACCCUGCUGAGUUGUCCCUCACAGCAUGGAUUUGCUUAUUAGGCACAUUGGAAGGAACUGCUGUGGCUUUGGUUAUGGAAAGAGGAAAUUCUUCUGUUUGGGCUAUUCAAUGGGACACAAAAUUAAUGGCAGCUGUUUACAGUGGUGUGGUGUGUUCUGGAUUAGCUUACUAUAUUCAAGGAAUUAUAAUGAAAGACAGAGGCCCUGUUUUUGUGACAGCUUUUAGUCCCCUUUGCAUGGUUAUUGUUGCUAUCUUGGGGGCUUUCAUAUUGGCUGAGCAAAUGUUUCUCGGAAGGGUAAUUGGAGCUGCUAUCAUAAUUAUUGGAUUGUACCUUGUUGUGUGGGGCAAGAGCAAAGAUUACAAGUCUACAACAAAAGAAACUCUUAUUGAUGACCAAAAACAAAUAUCAUCAGAAAUAAUUUGUAGUGGAAAAGACAACUCUCACAACCUUCAAAUCAUUACUGUUAGUAAAUCUGAGGAAGGAACAGAACAGACUAUUACGACCAAAUAAUUAAUGUUUUAAGACAUUUUUAAUAUCCAAACUAAUUAAUUAAGUAGUUUUGAUGUAUUAUAUUUAUUAUAAUUAAUCUAAACCGAAUGAGAGAUUGAGUAACUCCAUUUGGAUAUUGGGUUUGUUUAUUUAGUACUAUAUGACAAAUGAAUUUUCCAACUACUAUUUUCAUUGUACCA